Molecule: messenger RNA, 447 nt
Organism: Protopolystoma xenopodis
Lineage: Eukaryota; Metazoa; Platyhelminthes; Monogenea; Polystomatidea; Polystomatidae
Source: the annotation of a GenBank genome assembly
AUGUAUGUAUGUAUUUCCCCUUCCGGUCUGGCUAUAUUUACAGCAAUCCUCCAGUCGACGCACGGGCACAAUAUGCUCCAACUGCCGGACGGCCACAACAACGCUGUGGCGAAGAAACACCAACGGAGAGCCCGUAUGCAACGCCUGUGGCCUGUAUUUCAAGCUGCACAGCGACAAGAGGGACCUUUGGAAUUUUGUGUCAGCCUUGUCGAGUCGACCAAGUCUAUUCUUCCAUAUAAAGGAGACUCUGACUAUGUCAGUCUGGCCAACAUGCGAUGUCAGCUGUGCGCCAUGGCCUCUUCCCUGAGACAUGUUUGGCCAUCUCAACCGGGCCGAUGGUUAUACUUGGACGCCGACAUGUCAUAUGUAUCAAUCAUGUUGACGACAGUUUACAUGUGGAACUUUUGUGAUGGUCCACUCCUGCUAGACGGGAGGAAGGGUGGAUAG